AUGUCAGGUUUCGGUGAGGACAUUAAUUGGGUUUCAUGGGAAGACGCUAUUGAAACUGCCUUAGAAAAAGAUAAACCUAUUUUCUUGUUAAUACAUAAAUCAUGGUGUCAUGCAUGUAAAGCUUUGAAAAAAAGUUUUCAACAGUCAAAUGCGAGGAAAGCAUUUAAAAAAUUAUCUGAAUAUUUUGUUAUGGUUAAUGCUGAAGAUGAUGAAGAACCAUUCGAAGAAGAGUAUCGACCUGACGGCAAAUAUAUUCCACGAAUUUUAUUCCUUGACAAAAAUGGCGAUUUACUUCCUGAAUUUAAGAACAAAAAGGCUGAAUAUAAAAAUUAUGGAUAUUAUUAUUCAUCGCCAGCUGAUAUUUUGAAUUCGAUGAAGGAUGUGCUUAAAUUUUAUAAUAUUGAAGUACCUGAAAUGAAGAAAGGAGAAAAAUUAAAAGUAAGAAAGAGCGAAGAAAAAGAAAAUAUGAAAGUCGAAGAUGAAGUGAAAAGCGAUUCGAAGGAAAAAUCAGAAUUAUAA
Molecule: messenger RNA, 519 nt
Organism: Dracunculus medinensis (Guinea worm)
Lineage: Eukaryota; Metazoa; Nematoda; Chromadorea; Rhabditida; Dracunculidae
Source: the annotation of a GenBank genome assembly